This is a messenger RNA of Coregonus sp. 'balchen', 16214 nucleotides long. Lineage: Eukaryota; Metazoa; Chordata; Actinopteri; Salmoniformes; Salmonidae. The record is from the annotation of a GenBank genome assembly.
AUGAACAGAGAGGGAGGAGAGAAGAGGAGCAGGAAUAAAGAGAGACAACAGAGAGGAACGAUCACAGAGCUUACAGGUUAGGAUGUUGUUCAUCACAGUUGUAAAAUCAAACCCUCCUGUCUGUUUUAAUCCAUUAUUGGUUGAUUCAUUCAUCUCUGCACCAGCAGCAGUAUCUUAGAUGGCUAACAUCUUGUGACUGUUUAUUGAUAUGGGCAUUUCCAUGCCCCAUGAGCUCUAACAUGUAAAGUUCAUAAUGGGGAGCACGUCAAAAGCUAAUAGUCAAUAUUUUUGAGAGGUUAAGGCAUAUAUACAUUUUUCUACCAUUUUCCAUCCUAAAAAUUGAAUAAGCAAAGGAUGUGAUGUCUGGUCAAACAGAUGGAAAACGGGUCAUAGAAAACAUCUAGUAGAAAAAGUCUGAAAAGGUAUCAGAAUACAUAAAAACCCAAUAAUGUUGAAGUGAAUGCCCCUGCCGACUAAUAUCAGUAUUUAUACACUGUAUUUAGUUUGGCAGAAAUUAUUUGCCUUCUGUACGUUUAAGCAAUAUUGCCUAGUGUCUUGUCAUUCUGUUACCAAAAUUCCACAUAUCUUUAAGAUAUUUUCUAAUUUCUCUCCUCAUGAGGAAGGAGGAUGAGGAUGACAAUGACAGAAGUAACAAGUAAAGGUACAUAACAAUUUGGUUUAUGAUUUAUGAAGUGAUUAAACCGUGUCAUUCCGUUACCAAAUCGGUAACUAAAAAUAUAUGUAAUAAAAGGACUGCAAUUGAAUUGGCCACAAUCGGAAAUCAUAGUAGUCACAAACCACAGUUGGGUCACCUGCUACUGUCCUCCCUUCCACUGGCAUACUGUUAUAUACAGCUCAUUACAGUUUUCUUUCUCUUUCUGUCGUGUGGUGUUCAAAGCAAGAGUUUGAAAAUAGUCUGGACAACCCCUGCUCCCUCUAUUUACUGUAACCAUCCCCCUCACCCACUGAGCACCGACCCACACUGGACGUCCAUGGACGUUGAAAAGUAGUUGAAAUUUGGUCAGUCCAAAUCCGAACCAAUCAUAGACAUCUGUUUCACAAGUUUGGACGGUACAGCACAGUCGAGCACAGUACAGUAAAGAAAAGUAGAGUAGAGUAGAGUAGAGUAUGGGUUGGUAAACACAGUACAGUACAAUACUGUACUGUACAGUAGAGUAGAGUUGAGUAAAAUACAGUAGAGCACACUGGAGUACAGUAUAAUUUACUGUAUUGUACUGUUCUGUAAUUUAAUGAACUAUACUGUACUGAACUCUACUGUACUAUACUGUGCUGUGCUGUACUGUACUGUACAGAACUCUACUUUGGGCCAGUAACCGAAAGGUUGCUUGUUUGAAUCCCCGAGCCAACAAGGUGAAAAAUCUGUCGAUGUGCCCUUGAGCAAGGCACUAAACAACAAUUGCUCCAGGGUCGUUGUUGAUAAUGGCAGACCCUGUCCGUGACCCCACUCUCCGAGGGUGUCUCAAAUAUGCAAGAAAACUCAUUUCCAAUUCUAUUCUACUCUACUGUGCUGUACUGUGCUUUACUGCUGGACUGUGAUGUCCACAGUUGGGAAACAUAGACCUCUAUGAUUGGUAGAGAUUUGGCCUCGUUUGGGGGCAGAGCUCAUUAGAAUAAUAGUCAGUGUGUAGAAUAAUACCCAGACAUGCAAAGGAGGAUAUUAAUAAAGACAGUACAUUAUGAAGAUAGGCCAAAACUGCUUCUCCAAUAAAAAUCCCAGAUUACGCUUGUAGGCGAUGCCAUGGCGACAUUGGCUAGCUAAACUCAUGCACUGAAACGUCAGGUCUAACGGUCGUCUCGCUCCGAACGACACACGUGCUGGCCGUCAAAUCAAAGGCACUAAUCUCAUUGACUUCUCAAAUCCCAAACUCCGGCCUGGUCUGCUUGGUCUGUUUCGCAAGCAUUCCCACCGGAAGUCUUGUGAUGUUACUCCUGUGAUGUAUACAUGUUUCUACCUUUGUGUACCUAUUCAGGAUAUGUCACCAUGAAGAGAAUAACUUUCAUAACUAUGGAUUUCUGUACAAAUCAGGGACCCAUGAUUUCAAUAUGUUGCCAUCAUUCUGUUACCGGGUGUUAAUCCACUUCCCUUACUAUAUAUAGUUCAAUAACCAAAAUAUAUUUUUUCAAACUCAAAGUGUCAUAUCAUAGCUGACACCCCAUUCUUUCUGCAAACAUCGUCGAAUUGUAAUUAAGAGUGGAUAUUUAACAGAGUUUUUGGAAAACUUUGUCACAUAAAAACCUGAGGAAGAUUUUACCAUCAUUCUCUUACCAAAUGUACAUCUGCACUGUUCUUUGAGUAAAUGUGUUUUUGUCAAAUUUUCUGUGGAAAUUGUUAAAAGUAGCCCUUGUGCAUAAAGUUGUAUAGCUUGUUUAACUUUGCAAUGAAUGGUUUUUGUUUGGCAUAUACUUUACAAUCGGAGUCUCAGCAUCAUUCUCUUACCUUGGAAUUGGCCGUAUGGAAACAUCUGGAACUAUCUAUCUGUGGGGUGAUAUUCACCAGAGUAAUACAAUACAAUACAAUACAUUGCAAUACAAUACAACAAAACACAACACAUGAAUACCUCAGUGGGCAAUUUAUAAGCAUUGUGGUGCAUAAUAUCAUAUUACAUAGACACAACAUACCGUUUUACAGUACCAGUCAAAAGUUUGGACACACCUACUCAUUUCAGGGUUUUCUUUAUUUUUUACUACUUUCUACAUCGUAGAAUAAUAGUGAAGACAUCAACACUAUGAAAUAACACAUAUGGAAUCAUGUAGUAACCAAAAAAGUGUUAAAUAAAUCAAAAUAUACUUAAUAUUUGAGAUUCUUCAAAGUAGCCACCCUUUGCCUUGAUGACAGCUUUGCACACUCUUGGCAUUCUCUCAACAAGCUUCAUGAGGUAGUCACCUGGAAUGCAUUUCAAUUAACAGGUGUGCCUUGUUAAAAGUUAAUGUGUGGAAAUUCUUCCCUUCUUAAUGCAUUUGAGCCAAUCAGUUGUGUUGUGACAAGGUAGGGGUGGUAUACAGAAGAUAGCCCUAUUUGGUAAAAGACCAAGUCCAUAUUAUGGCAAAAACAGCUGAAAUAAGCAAAGCGAAAUGACAGUCCAUCAUUACCUUAAGACAUGAAGAUCAGUCAAUAUGGAACAUUUCAAGAACAUUGAAGUUUCUUCAAGUGCAGUUGCAAAAACCAUCAAGCGCUAUGAUGAAACUGGCUCUCAUGAGGACCGCCACAGGAAAGGAAGACCCAGCAUUACCUCUGCUGCAGAGGAUAAGUAAAUUAGAGUUAACUGCACCUCAGAUUGCAGCCCAAAUAAAUGCUUCACAGAGUUCAAGUAACAGAUACAUCUCAACAUCAACUGUUCAGAGGAGACUGCGUGAAUCAGGCCUUCAUGCUCAAAUUGCUGCAAAGAAACCACUACUAAAGGACACCAAUAAUAAGAAGAGACUUGCUUGGGCCAAGAGCAAUGGACAUUAGACCGGUGGAAAUCUGUCUGGUCUGAUUAGUCCAAAUUUGAGAUUCUUGGUUCCAAUUGCCGUGUCUUUGUGAGACGCAGAGUAGGUGAACGGAUGAUCUCCGCAUGUGUUGUUCCCACCGUGAAGCAUGGAGGAGGAGUGAUGGUGUGGGGGUGCUUUGCUAGUGACAGUCAGUGAUUUACAGUCGUAUGAAAAAGUUUGGGCACCCCUGACAAUUUCCAUGAUUUCCAUUUAUAAAUAAUUGGGUGUUUGGAUCAGCAAUUUGAUUUUGAUCUAUCAAAUAACUGAUGGACACAGUAAUAUUUCAGUAGUGAAAUUAGGUUUAUUGGAUUAACAGAACAUUUGCAAUAUGCAUCGAAACGAAAUUAGACAGGUGCAUAAAUUUGGGCACCCCAACAGAAAAAUCACAUCAAUAUUUAGUAGAGCCUCCUUUUGCUAAAAUAACAGCCUCUAGACGCUUCCUAUAGCCUCUAAUGAGUGUCUGGAUGAAGGUAUUUUGGACCAUUCCUCCUUACGAAACAUCUCCAGUUCAGUUAGGUUUGAUGGUUGCCGAGCAUGGACAGCCCGCUUCAAAUCAUCCCACAGAUUCUCAAUGAUAUUCAGGUCUGGGGACUGGGAUGGCCAUUCCAGAACAUUGUACUUGUUCCUCUGCAUAAAUGCCCGGGUAGAUUUUGAGCAGUGUUUUGGGUCGUUGUCUUGUUGAAAUAUCCAGCCACGGCGUAAUUUCAACUUUGUGACUGAUUCUUCAACAUUAUUCUCAAGAAUCUGCUGAUAUUGAGUGGAAUCCAUGCGACCCUCAACUUUAACAAGAUUCCCAGUAUCGGCACUGGCCACACAGCCCCACAGCAUGAUGGAACCCCCACCAAAUUUUACUGUGGGUAGCAAGUGUUUUUCUUGGAACGCUGUGUUCUUUUGCCGCCAUGCAUAACGCCUCUUGUUAUGACCAAAUAACUCAAUAUUUGUUUCAUCAGUCCACAGCACCUUAUUCCAAAAUGAAGCUGGCUUGUCCAAAUGUGCGUUUGCAUACCUCAAGCGACUCUGUUUGUGGCAUGUGUGCAGAAAAGGCUUCUUCCGCAUCACUCUCCCGUACAGCUUCUCCUUGUGCAAAGUGCGCUGAAUUGUUGAACGAUGCACAGUGACACCAUCUGCAGCAAGAUGAUGUUGUAGGUCUUUGGAGGUGGUCUGUGGGCUGUUUUUGACCGUUCUCACCAUGCCUCUCCGAUAUUGUCACGCCCUGGCUCUGGGGACUCUUAAAUGUUGAGCCAGGGUGUGGAUUUUCUAUGUUUAGUUUUCUAUGUUUUUUGUUCUAGAUCGUUUAGUUCUAUGUUGGCCAGGGUGGUUCCCAAUCAGAGGCAGCUGUAGCUCGUUGUCUCUGAUUGGGGACCAUACUUAGGCAGCCUGUUGGCACCAGUUAGUUUGUGGGAUCUUGUUCCGUAAAGGUUUGUGUUGUGUAACCUCAGGACUUCACGUAUCGUUUUGUUUGUGUGUUGUGUACGAAAUAAAAUGUACGCUUAUCACGCUGCGCCUUGGUCCGUCUCUUCCUGUAACGAUCGUGACAGAUAUCUUACUUGGCCUGCCACUUCUGGCCUUAACUGUGCCUGUGGUCUUCCAUUUCCUCACUAUGUUCCUCACAGUGGACACGGACAGCUUACAUCUCUGCGAUAGCUUUUUGUAGCCUUCCCCUAAACCAUAAUGUUGAACAAUCUUUGUUUUCAGGUCAUUUGAGAGUUGUUUUGAGGCCCCCAUGUUGCCACUCUUCAGAGGAGAGUCAAAGAGAACAACAACUUGCAAUUGGCCACCUUAAAUACCUUUUCUUAUGAUUGGAUGCACUUGUCUAUGAAGUUCAAGGCUUAAUGAGCUCACCAAACCAAUUGUGUGUUCCAAUUAAUCAGUGCUAAGUAGUUACAGGUAUUCAAAUCAACAGAAUGACAAGGGUGCCCAAAUUCUUGCAUAGCCUAUUUUUCACAUCUGAUUUAAUUUCAUACAACUUAAUAUUGCUACACAAAAAAUAUUUGUCUGGACAAUACCCCAGUACUCAGCUUUUAUUAGAAAAUGAAUGGCAUGCCACUGUGAUCAUUUUCUGUGACGACAGAGUAAAUUAUUAUGCAGCCUCAGAGGGUGCCCAAACUUUUUCAUACGACUGUAUGUAGAAUUCAAGGCACACUUAACUAGCAUGGCUACCACAGCAUUCUGCAGCAAUACGCCAUCCCAUCUGGUUUGCGCUUAGUGGGACUAUAAUUUGUUUUUCAACAGGACAAUGACCCAACACACCUCAAGCCUGUGUAAGGGCUAUUUCACCAAGAAGGAGAGUGAUGGAGUGUUGCAUCAGAUGACCUGGCCUCCACAAUCACCUGACCUCAACCCUAUUGAGAUGGUUUGGGAUGAGUUGGACUGCAGAGUUAAGGAAAAGCAGCCAAUAAGUGCUCAGCAUAUGUGGGAACUCCUUCAAGACUGUUGGAAAAGCAUUCCAGGUGAAGCUGUUUGAGAGAAUGCCAAGAGUGUGCAAAGCUGUCAUCAAGGCAAAAGGUGGCUACUUAGAAGAAUCUCAAAUAUAAAAUAUAUUUUGAUUUGUUUAACAAUAUUUUUGGUUACUACAUGAUUCCAUAUGUGUUAUUUCAUAGUUUUGAUGUCUUCACUAUUAUUCUACGAUGUAGAAAAUAGUAAAAAUAAAGAAAAACCCUUGAAUGAGUAGGUGUCCAAACUUUUGACUGGUACUGUAUAUACUGUACUGUAUGUGGGCCUACAUUCACUCGUUAGACAUUGCUACAGAAUUUAAUCAACUGCACAGAUACAUGAAGUCUGAUACAGUUGUGAAACCGAAAUGAGGGAAGUCAGUCCACGAUGGAGCUGCUAGAAGUGUGGUUCCUGGUCCUCCUGUCUGUCUGUCUGUCUGUCUGUCUGUCUGUCUGUCUGUCUGUCUGUCUGUCUGUCUGUCUGUCUGUCUGUCUGUCUGUCUGUCUGUCUGUCUGUCUGUCUGUCUGUCUGUCUGUCUGUCUGUCUGUCUGUCUGUCUGUCUGUCUGUCUGUCUGUCUGUCUGUCUGUCUGUCUGUCUGUCUGUCUGUCUGUCUGUCUGUCUGUCUGUCUGUCUGUCUGUCUGUCUGUCUGUCUGUCUGUCUGUCUUUUUGUCUGUCUGAGUGGAGUGUGUUAGUGUUUAAUGUGUCACUAUUUCCAGGAAUAGAUCAGACGUUUUAACAGCCACAGAAAAUACGCUUUCUCCCUCUCGUCACUCUCUAUCAUCUUGAUUAUCCUCUUUCAUCCUCUCUUCACACUCUCUCCUCUUGAUUCUCCUCUUUCACCCUCUCUUCACUUCCCCGCCCCCUGCCUCUUCCAGUCAUCUAUAAAUCUAUGUACUUGUUUACAAAGCAGCUUCGUUCAAAACCAUUUGAAACCGUUUCAUUCAGAUGAUCUCUUAUUUUUUUGAUGUAUUUUUUCUCAUCAUGUUUUAAUCUCUCACACCCUUCUCUAUUAAUAUUUUCUUCUCCUACAGCUCAUCUCUUCCCCCUGUUUUAGAUAUUCUUCCUCUAUCAGUGCAAUCAUAUCUCUUUCACUCUCCUCCUUUUUCUAUAUAUUUCUCUCUCUCAUUUUUCCUUCUGUCUUCUGGAAUGUAGCUGUCUCUUUGUAACUGUCUAUUUUGUCUCCUCUGAUCCACUGUCUUCCUAUUCUUUCCCUCUCGUCAUUGCACUCUCUCUCUCCCGCUCUCCUCCCUCCUCCUCAUCCAUUUCCCUCCUUUCCACUCCUUAUCCCCCUCCUUCUCUCUCUCCCUCCCCCUCUCUCAGUCUCUGAGCAGGGUCCCCACCAGCGUAAUCUAUUGAGGGAGCUACUGAGGGACUAUAACCGUAUGGAGAGACCUGUGGCCAACGACUCUCUACCACUCACUGUCCGAUUCUCCUACACUCUCUUACAAGUCAUGGAUGUGGUACGCUCCCAUGUUCUCUUACACACACACACACACACACACACACACACACACACACACACACACACACACACACACACACACACACACACACACACACACACUAAUUUAAUUGUCUUCAUCUUAUUACAGGAUGCGAAAAACCAGAUCCUCACCACUAAUGCCUGGCUUCAGAUGGUGAGCAUGUCUGUGCGUGUCCAUGCAUGUGUGUCCAUGCUUGUGUGUGUGUGUGCACAUGUGUGUUGCUCCUUGUAACCUUAAUAAUUGAUUGACUGAUUGACUGGAUUUAUAUAGCAAUGGUUUGACCACUACCUUCAGUGGAACCAGUCAGAAUACCCAGGAGUGAAAACCCUUCGCUUCACUACUGACCAGGUCUGGAUACCUGAUAUACUACUGUACAACAGGUGGGUCUGACACACACACACACACACACACACACACACACACACACACACACACACACACACACACACACACACACACACACACACACACACACACACACACACACACACACACACACACACACACACACACACACACACACACACACACACACACACCUACACACACACACACCUAUCUCUGUUUUGCCCUUCUCAGUGCCCAUGAUAAGUUUGAUGCCACCUUUAAGACAAAUGUGCUGGUCAACUCCAGUGGCUUCUGUGAGUACCUACCUCCAGGUACGUCUCUCUUUUUAUUCCUCUCUGACCUUCCUCUCUCAUUUUAGGGAUAUUCACUCAUAGUUUCACAUAGACAUACCGGUAAUGCACUUCUCUCUCAAUCUCUCUUUUAUUUUCUUCCCCUCUCCCUUCUCUCUCUCCCUCUCCCCCCAUAUCUCUCACCAUCCCCCACUGUCCCUGUCCAAGGUAUUUUCAGCAGUGCGUGUAAUGUGGACGUGCGUUGGUUUCCCUUUGACAUCCAACGCUGUGAGCUGAAGUUUGGCUCGUGGACGUUUGACGGCUGGCUGCUGGACCUCCAGAUGAAGGAGGCUGACCUGUCAGGAUACAUGUCCAAUGGAGAGUGGGACCUGCUGGGUGAGACAGCUCUGUCUGCCCCCUGACCCAGCUUGUCCCUCCACACUUUACCCUCCCUCUCUUCUUUUCCAUCCCUCUUGUAUCUCUCUCUCCGCCGUCUUAUUUUCUAAUCUCUCACUCCCUCUUUCCUCCUCUCCCCCCUCUUAUAGGUGUACCAGGUGAUCGUCAUGAGAUAUUUUACGAGUGCUGUACAGAGCCCUACUCUGACGUGACCUUUGUUGUGACCCUACGGCGGAGAACUCUGUUCUACGCUCUCAACCUCCUCGUCCCUUGUGUUCUCAUAUCCUCUUUGACACUGCUGUUGUUCAUACUGCCAGCCCGAUCGGGGGAGAAGAUAGGUCUAGGUGAGGAGAGGGGGAGGAGGAGAGGGAGGGAGAGGAGGAGGAGAGGUGAAGGACAGGGGGAGGGAGAGGGUAAAAGGGAGCAGGGAUGGAGACAGGAGAGAUGUUGGAGGUGAAAAGGGGAGGACUGAGGCGCUGGAAAGUGUAAAAUAUCUCUCUCCCUCUCUCUCUCUCCCUCCCUCUCUUUCUCUACUCUCUCUCCUCUCCUCUCUUUUCUCUGUACGUGCCCGCUCUCAUUUACUGAAUCUGUUUCAGUAAUUCUGCAGCGUUCCAAGAAAACCUCUAUUAAAUGUUUACGAUUAGAAAAGACAGAGAGCAGAGGGGAGGAAGAGAGAUGGAAGGAGAGAAGGGGGUGGUGACUGAAGGAGAGGGACAGAGAUUGAGGGAGAGAAGGGGGACGGGGAGGUGAGGUGAGGGACAGAGAUGGAGAGAAGGGUGGUGGGGAGGGACAGAGAUGGAGGGAGAGAAGGAUGGGUGGGGUGAGUUGGCAGAGCGAUGGAGACUUGUUCUACCCACAUGUACUGUUGUAUUUCCCAGCGUAAAUGUAUCCUAUUCCCCAUCUCUCCAGGCAUUACAAUUCUUCUCUCUCUGACUGUCUUCAUGUUGCUGGUGGCUGAGAUUAUGCCCGCUACCUCAGACUGCAUUCCACUGAUAGGUCAGUGACUGUAUGUCUGCGUUUUACUAGCCUGCCAAUACAUAUAUUGUUGCUCUCGCUAAGUCUAGGGGUCUUAAACCUAGUUAACUGGUCUUUAACCUGAUUUAAAGCUAUAGUCAGUGGUGUAAAGUACUUAAGUAAAAAUACUUUAAAGUAAUACUUAAGUAGUUUUUUGGGGUAUCUGUACUUUACUUUACUAUUUAUAUUUUUGCCAACUUUUACUUUUACUUCACUACUUUCCCAAAGAAAAUAAUGUACUUUUUACUCCAUACAUUUUCCCUGACACCCAAAAGUACUCGUUACAUUUUGACAGGAAAAUGGUCUGAUUCACACACUUAUCAAGAGAACAUCUGGCGGACUCACUAAACACAAAUGCUUCAUUUGUAAAUUAUGUCUGAGUGUUGGAGUGUGCCCCUGGCGAUCCGUCAAUAAAAAAAACAAGAAUAUUGUCCCCUCUUGUUUGCUUAAAAUAAGAAAUUUGAAAUAGUUUAUACUUUUACUUUUACUUUUGAUACUUACAGUGGCUUGCGAAAGUCUUCACCCGCCUUGGCAUUUUUCCCAUUUUGUUACCUUACAACCUGGAAUUAAAAUGGAUUUUUUUGGGGGGGGUUUGUAUCAUUAGAUUUACACAACAUGCCACCCACUUCGAAGAUGCAAAAUAUAUUUUAUUGUGAAACAAACAAGAAAUAAGACAAAAAAACAGAAAACUUGAGCGUGCAUAACUAUUCCCCCCCCCCCCCAAGUCAAUACUUUGUAGAGCCACCCUUUGCAGCAAUUACAGCUGCAAGUCUCUUGGGGUAUGUCUCUAUAAUAAUUAGCCCACCCAACUACCUCAUCCCCAUAUUGUUAAUUAUUUUGCACAUUUGCACCCCAGUAUCUCUAUUUGCACAUCAUCUCUUGCACAUCUAUCAUUCCAGUGAUACUAAUACUGGGGUGUAAUUAUUUUGCACUAUGGCCUAUUUAUUGCCUUACCUCCAUAACUUGCUACAUUUGCACACAGUGUAUAUAUAUUUUCUGUUGUAUUUUUUGACUUUAUGUUUUGUUUUACCACAUAUGUAACUCUGUGUUGUUGUUUUUAUCGCACUGCUUUGCUUUAUCUUGGCCAGGUCACAGUUGUAAAUGAGAACUUGUUCUCAACUGGCUUACCUGGUUAAAUAAAGGUGAAAAAAUAAUAAUAUUUAAAAUGAAAAAAUAAGCUUGGCACAUCUAGCCACUGGGAUUUUUGCCCAUUCUUCAAGGCAAAACUGCUCCAGCUCCUUCAAGUUGGAUGGGUUCCACUGGUGUACAGCAAUCUUUAAGUCAUACCACAGAUUGUCACGCCCUGACUCAGGGGACUCUUAUAUGUUGAGUCAGGGUGUGAAUAUUCUAUGUUGUGUAUAUCUAUGUGUAUGAUCUAGUAUGUGUAGAUCUAUGUUGGCCGGUGUGGUUCCCAAUCUGAGGCAGCUGUCGCUCGUUGUCUCUGAUUGGGGAUACUUAGGCAGCCUAUUGGCACUCGUUAGUUGUGGGAUCUUGUUCCGUGUUUAGGCUAGUUUUGUGUUCAGCCUUUGGACUUCACGUUUUUUGUUGUUUUGUUUGUGUGUUUAUCGGUAAAUAAACAUGUAUGCAUAUCACGCUGCGCCUUGGUCUGACCCGUCCUUAAACAAACGUGACAGAAGAUCCCACCAAACACGGACCAAGCAGCGUGCCCAGGAGCAGACAGCCUGGACAUGGGAGGAGAUCCUGGACGGAUAGGGAUCCUGGACAUGGGAGGAGAUUCAGGCUGGGAUGGAUCGCCGUCCUUGGGAGGAGACAGUGGAGGCCCGGUAUAGAGAGGAGCAACGGCAACGCAGAAGGCGCCGGCCGAGGAAGAAGCCCGAGAGACAGCCCCAAUAAAACAUUUUUGGGGGGGCUAAAGGGGUGGUCGGGGAGCGAGAGAGAGGAGCCCCGACCACUGCACCCGGUGGGUUUCCAGAUUGAUUCCCUAUGACCAUGGGAAGAAGAGUGGGAACAGUAUUAUACUGAGGAGUCGGAGGAUGACGACGACGAUGAGUUUCUGUUCCCUAACUCGUGGGCGCUCCCGGAGGAGUCCUCACUGGAGGAGGAAUGCCGAGAGAGAGAGAAGGAUCGGAUCUGCAGGGUAAGAGAGGAGGCCACCAUAUUACGGGGGCUGAUAGAUAGAAUAGAGCGGGAAAGAUCCAUUCAAGAGGAGGCACUGCAGGAGGCUCGUAGGGAAAAGGAGGCAGUAGGGGCACGGAGAGAGGAGCUGGUUAGGCAGCAUAAGGAGCGGGGGUUAAUAAAGGAACCUAGGUAUGCGGAGAUACACACUGUAUCGCCAGUGCGCAUGCACAGCCCAGUGCGUUCUGUGCCAGCGCCCCGCACGUGUCGUGCGAAAGUGGGCAGCCAGCCAGGACGGGUUGUGCCAGCUCUCCGCUCCAGACCUCCAGUCCGCCUCCACAGUCCGGCCCGGCCUGUUCCCGCUCUCCACACCAAGCCAGUGGUGAGUGUCGCCAGCCCGGUAUGACCCGUGCCUGCUCCCCGCACCAAGCCAGUGGUGCGUGUUCCCAGUCCGGCCCGGUCCGUUCCUGCUCCUCGCACCAAGACAGUGGUGUGUGUCCCCAGUCCGGCCCGGCCCGUUCCUGCUCCUCGCACCAGACCAGUGGUGUGUGUCCCCAGUCCGGCCCGGUCCGUUCCUGCUCCUCGCAUCGGGGUCUAGUCCAGCUCCGGUCAGCGGCUCCAGUCCAGACCCAGACGUCAUCCCCUCUCCAGGUUCGGGGUCUCCCACACCAGGGUCCAGACAGGGCUUGGAGUAUCGUGGGAGGAAGGAGAGGGGAGGCAGCGCGCUGAGGUCCAGACCAGACUAGGGGCGCAAUAGGGAGGCGGAGAGUAUGUGGUCGUCACGCCUGGAGCCGGAUCCGCCUCCGAGGCGGAAUGCCCACCCGGCCUCUACCCUGUUAUGUAAAGGUUGUGCGGUCGGAGUCCGCACCUUUGGGGCGGGGUACUGUCAAGCCCUGACUCAGGGGACUCUUAUAUGUUGAGUCAGGGUGUGAAUAUUCUAUGUUGUGUAUAUCUAUGUGUAUGAUCUAGUAUGUGUAGAUCUAUGUUGGCCGGUGUGGUUCCCAAUCAGAGGCAGCUGUCACUCGUUGUAUCUGAUUGGGGAUCAUACUUAGGCAGCCUAUUGGCACUCAUUAGUUGUGGGAUCUUGUUCCGUGUUUAGGCUAGUUUUGUGUUCAGCCUUUGGACAUCACGUUUCGUUUGGUUUGUUGUUUUGUUUGUGUGUUUAUUGGUAAAUAAACAUGUAUGCAUAUCACGCUGCGCCUUGGUCUGACCCGUCCUUAAACGAACAUGACACAGAUUCUCAAUUGGAUUGAGGUCCGGGCUUUGACUAGGCCAUUCCAAGACAUUUAAAUGUUUCCCCUUAAACCACUUGAGUGUUGCUUUAGCAGUAUGCUUAGGGUCAUUGACCUGCUGGAAGGUGAACCUCCGUCCCAGUCUCAAAUCUCUGGAAGACUGAAACAGGUUUCCCUCAAGAAUUUCCCUGUAUUUAGCGCCAUCCAUCAUUCCUUCAAUUCUGACCAGUUUCCCAGUCCCUGCCGAUGAAAAACAUCGGGGUGAUGAGAGGUGUUGGAUUUGCGCCAGACAUAGCGUUUUCCUUGAUGCCAAAAAGCUCAAUUUUAGUCUCAUCUGACCGGAGUACCUUCUUCCAUAUGUUUGGGGAGUCUCCCACAUGCCUUUUGGCGAACACCAAACGUGUUUGCUUAUUUUUUCUUAAAGCAAUGGCUUUAAGUGUACGGCUUAAAGUGGUCCUAUGGACAAAUACUCCAAUCUCUAAGCUUUGCAGCUCCUUCAGGGUUAUCUUUGGUCUCUUUGUGGCCUCUCUGAUUAAUGCCCUCCUUGCCUGGUCCGUGAGUUUUGGUGGGCGGCCCUCUCUUGGCAGGUUUGUUGUGGUGCCAUAUUCUUUCAAUUUUUUAAUAAUGGAUUUAAUGGUGCUCCGUGGGAUGUUCAAAGUUUCGGAUAUGUUUUUAUAACCCAACCCUGUACUUCUCAGCAACUUUGUCCCUGACCUGUUUGGAAAGCUCCUUGGUCUUCAUGGUGCCGCUUGCUUGGUGGUGCCCCUUGCUUAGUGGUGUUGCAGACUCUGGGGCCUUUCAGAACAGGUGUAUAUAUACUGAGAUCAUGUGACACUUAGAUUGCACACACGUGGACUUUAUUUAACUAAUUAUGUGACUUCUGACGGUAAUUGGUUGCACCAGAUCUUAUUUAGGGGCUUCAUAGAAAAGGGGGUGACUACAUAUGCACGCACCACUUUUCCGUUAUUUAUGUUUUAGAAUUACUUGAAACAAGUUAUUUUUUUCAUUUCACUUCACAAAUUUGGACUAUUUAGUGUAUGUCUAUUACAUGAAAUCCAAAUAAAAAUCAAUUUAAAUUACAGGUUGUAAUACAACAAAAUAGGAAAAACGCCAAGUGGGAUGAAUGCUUUUGCAAGGCACUGUAAGUACAUUUGAGCAAUUCCAUUUACUUUAAAUACUUAAGUAUAUUUCAAACAAAAUACUGUUAGACUUUUACUCAAGUAGUAUUUUACUGGGUGACUUUCACUUUUACUUGAGUAAUUUUCUAUUAAGUUAUAUUUACUUUUACUCAAUUAUGACAAUUGAGUACUUUUUCCACCACUGGCUAUAAUAUGUAACUUUUUGGGCGACUGGAUAAAAUUCACAUAGAAAUUUGAGUUAUAUAUCUAUAAUUCUCUUUGAAAGCAAGUCUAAGAAGCGGUAGAUCUGUUCUAUGAGCGCUAUUUCUAUGUUUCCUGUUUUUAAGUAUAGUUUCUUUGUAAGUCGCUCUGGAUAAGAGCGUCUGCUAAAUGACGUAAAUGUAAAUGUAAUGUCUUUUACUUUUGGUUUUGUACACCAGCUUCAAACAGCUGAAAAUACAAUAUUUUUUGGUUAUGGAAAAUAGAUGGUUCAAUGAUUCUCUACACUAUACUUACUAGUUUUGUCACAUAAACUGAAAUUAGGCGAGCUAUUAGAAUUUUAGCAACAAGGAAAUGGCGAAGCGAUUUCUGCAUAGUGCACCUUAUGAGGACUGUGUUGUAUGUACAUGUGCCCAGGAGACAACAAACUUACCAGGAUCCAGGACCAGCUCCAUCAUGACCUCUUGGUCAGCCAGUCCAAGCAAAUUAGUAUUUGUUCAAAGUGGUGACCCAAAAUAAUAAAUCUAUACAAAAAUAAAUCUACAGAGGCAUGCCUAAACUAAAGAGGUUAACUAACACAAAACAACACCAAACACUGGCAGGUCGAGAGGCCUCUGGUGACAGAUUGCAAAUUAAAUCUGAUUGCUCGCACUUGUGGACUUAUCCUGGCAGAGCGCAGUCUUGACACUGUUGGUGCUGCCCCCUGGGGACGGAGUGUAGAAGUGGUAGUGUCUAUUCCAUUACAGUGUGUAUAAUACUGUCUCUCCAUCCUAGGUCAGUAUUUUGUGAGCACCAUGGUUACCGUAGGGAUGUCAGUGGUGGCGACUGUAGUUGUACUUCAGUACCAUCACCACGACCCCAACAGUGGAGACAUGCCUCAAUGGGUAAGGCUCUAGGUCUGUCUAUUGAUCCUGAAGUGUGUCUGUGACUGUCUGUGUGUGUUCCUCUCAUAUCUGUGACUGUCUGUGUGUGUUCCUCUCAUAUCUGUGACUGUCUGUGUAUGUUCCUCUCAUAUCUGUGACUGUCUGGACCUUGUGUAUAUCCUGUCCUUUUUUCUCAGAUGCAGUUGGUUCUGCUGCAGUACAUUCCCUGGUUCCUCUUAUCUACUUACUAUGUGUGUGUGUGUGUGUGUGUGUGUGUGUGUGUGUGUGUGUGUGUGUGUGUGUGUGUGUGUGUGUCUAAGCUGUGUGUCCUCUCCCUAUCUCAGUUUUUUCUGCCACAGUGGGUCUCUGGGUCCUCUUGCCUACUCUCUCUGUGUGUGUUUGUCUCUCAGGUUGAGUUGGUUCUACUCCAGUGGGUUCCCUGGUUUCUGAGGAUGAAGCGUCCAGGAGAGUGGGGCGAGCUCACACCCCACCACAGCCCCUCGAACCCCCAGACCAAGACCUGCUCCUCUCCCCCUACCACCACCACCACCACCCCGGUCCCCUCCACCCUCCCCCAGAGCCUCACCUCUCUGCAGGCCAGUCUCAGCCAGCCCCUACCACACCCACUGUCCAAUCCUACACUCCAGUCCUAUCCCAACAAUAAUCCAAACCCCCAGCCUAAUAUCCACCCUAACCCCAAUCUCCCCUCCACCCCCCACCCUCAGCAUAAUCUCCCCUCCACCCCCCACCCUCAGCAUAAUCCCCCCUCCACCCCCCACCCUCAGCCCAAUGGUCACCUGCCCUACAUGGGCUUCCAGAGUCCUCCUGAACCAGACCCUGCUGUCACCUGGAGAGGAGGAAGAGGAGGAGGAAGGGGUUCUGAUACCCCCAUCCUCCACCACCACCCACCCUCCUCCACAAUGUCUGGUAACCCCCCUCCACAAAUAUCUCUGGAUCCUGACCCCUCAGGCUCCAGCUGUGUGGAGGCUGGGGCUGGAGCAGGUACGGGCCAUGCCCAGACCGGGGUGUUUCAGGCUGGGGUAGUGGAGGCCCAGCUCCAGGCCCUGCUGGCGGAGGUGCGGUUCCUGGCCGAUCAUUUCCGUGAGCAGGACCGCAGGGUGAGUGUGGCGGAGAAGUGGCAGUUCGCAGCGGCAGUCAUCGACCGUCUGUGUCUGGUGGGGUUCAGUGUGUUCAACAUCAUCUGUACCAUCGCCAUCCUCAUGGCCGCACCCAACUUUGUGGAGGCCGCCUCCAAGGACUUCUUCUGA